Molecule: messenger RNA, 938 nt
Organism: Rhagoletis pomonella (apple maggot)
Lineage: Eukaryota; Metazoa; Arthropoda; Insecta; Diptera; Tephritidae
Product: alpha-2-macroglobulin receptor-associated protein
Biological process (GO): regulation of receptor-mediated endocytosis
Cellular component (GO): endoplasmic reticulum; endomembrane system
Molecular function (GO): receptor antagonist activity; heparin binding; low-density lipoprotein particle receptor binding
Source: RefSeq, a predicted model, not a curated record
AAAUUCCAUGAUCCCGACGAUAGUCAUUUGAAUAAGAGUGCAUUCAAAGAUAAAAAACUCAAUCGUCUGUGGGCAAAGGCGGAGGUAUCAGGUUUCACCAAAGAAGAACUGGAUUCACUUAAGCAAGAGUUUCAGCAUCAUCAGGAUAAAGUGGACGUUUACUAUAGUUUAUUAGAAGACAUUGGUACCGCGGAUGUUAAAAAACAUGAAAAUGCAAUAAAUGAAGAUGAACUAGAGAUAUUUAAUACGAUUUCAAGUGAUCCUAACGACAAUGAAAUUAACACACCUGAAAUGAAUUUAAAAAAAUACGAGACUGAUAUCAACAAGCUACGUGAUCAUCAUCGUGGCAUUAAGGAUCAUUAUGAUCGCUUGGAGCGUUUGAUUUCAUCGGGGCCGCAUAGUCAAGACUUUAUUGAGCCGAAAGUACAAGGCUUAUGGCGGGUUGCUCAAGCUAGCAACUUUACUGAAAAGGAAUUAAGCUCUAUUAAAAACGAAUUACAUCAUUUUGAAGGCAGGCUAUUAAAAUUGCGAAAUCUUCACGUUGAGCACGCGAUGCAAAAGGAGAAGUACAAGGAUGAAAAGCACAAGGACAAAAGUGGUCGUUUCGACGAAAUGGAAGAUCAUAUUAAAAAACAAACUCGAAAAGUUGAGAAAAUUCAAGAUACCAUAGAAAAGACAAUUUUUCGACACACUGAGCUGUAGUGUCUUCCCGGCUUCAAUGAAUUUUGAAUAAGUACACAUUUAAGUACAUAUUUGAAAAUUAAAGUUCGAAUAUCUCAAAGUAAUUUUUAAGUAAAAGAAGGCCAAAUUUGAAUGUAGUUUUAUAGUGAAUGUAUAUACUAACAUAUUAACAUUUUCUUAGUUUUUUGAUAUUGUUGAAUAUAAAAAUUUGUGCCAGAAGCACUUAUACAAAAAAUAAAAAAAACACAUAUAUAGUU